AUGGCCUCCAUUUUUAUCCAGCUCCUCGAAGAAGGAGGAGGGGGUGGUGAUGGCGAGCACAAGUUGCCCCCUGGUUCCCCACCGAUGCAAAAAUUCGAGGGGCCAUGGUUCACGACGCAAUUAACCAUCUCCCUCUCUGUCGGAUUGACGUCGUUCUUUUUGUUUUCUUACUGUAGAACUAGGUGGCCUCUUAUCUUCGCACCGCGGACAAAACUGAAAGGGUUUUCUCCUCACGAGGCUCACGCGCACCAGGCAUUUUUUGGUUGGAUAAUGCCGACCAUCAGGACUUCCGAGUUUACUGUUCUUCAGAUUGUUGGGCUCGACGCGGCUGUGCUCUUAAACUUCUUCAAGAUGUCAUUCUAUCUUUUCUCCGUCUGUUCCCUGUUUGCCACUACGAUGCUUAUGCCAUUGAAUUGGAAGCACAAUAAAGAUCUGGACGACGACACUGACUGGCCUGACGAUAAAGAUGAUUGGCCAAUUUUGAGGAAGAGAGCCUUUGAUCCCGUCACGAAUCAUACCGGCCACGACUGGCUGGACCUCAUCAGCGACGCGAACUCAUAUCUGUCUCUUCACCUUAUGUUCACAUAUCUAUUCACACUCCUUGCACUCUAUUUCAUUUACAAGAAUUAUCGACGGUUCCUUCGUUCUCGCCAGCUUUUCUCCCUCGAAUUGGUACACUCCAUUCCUGCACGGACGGUCAUUGUGACAGAUCUUCCCAAUCACUUACAAGGGGAACGACCAUUGGCGGAUUAUUUUGAAAACAUGGGGUUGGCUGUCGAAAGUGUGACGGUUUGCCGAGAAGUGGGGAGUUUGAAGACCUUGCUUGAUCGAAGGACGAGAGCCCUCUUAGAGCUGGAGACGGCUUGGGUCAGUUACGUUGGCAAUCCCAGCACAGUGGAAGAGUACGAUCCAGAAGACAACGGCAUUCCGCUAUUGGUUGAUACGGAUGUUGAGGGAGGGCAGCAGUCAGGUCAGGGGAGACUCGUGGUUCCUCAUCGGAAAAGACCUACACUGAGGCCAGGGUGGUUCAAGCCAAAGGUGGAUGCUUUGGAGUACUUGGAGAAUCAGUUUAAAGAGGCAGAUGAGCUCGUCAAGAAGCGAAGACGGACGGGCAAGUUCAAGGCUACAAGGGCCGCAUUUGUCACAUUUGAAAAAAUGUCAAGUGCUCAAAUUGCCGUUCAAGUCGCUCACGCUCCAGGCCCAGGCCAAAUAACCACCUACCCCGCACCAGAACCCCGCGAUAUCGUCUGGUCAAACAUGGCUCCUUCUCAGGCCACGAUCCGAACUCGCGACUUCUUUGUACUUGCUAUCAUGGGGUUUCUUCUGUUCUUUUGGAUCUUUCCUAUCACUGCCCUGGCCAGUUUGCUGAGUUACAAGGAAAUCAAGAAGUCGAUGCCUUGGUUGGGGAAUCUCAUUGACUCCAAUGAACAAGUCAGGGCAAUCGUUCAGAAUUCAUUGCCCAGUGUAGCUAUGAUCAGUCUGAACGCUCUUUUGCCAUUUAUUUUGGAAGCUUUGACUUACGUUCAGGGGUACAGAGCACGAAGUUGGGUUGAGUAUUCGCUGCUGAAGAAAUAUUUUCUAUUCCUUCUUGUCAACGUUGUCUUUAUUUUCCUGCUUGCAUCGACGUAUUGGCAACUCGUUCGAGAUUUGGCUAAUUCGCCUGCCAAAGUUCCGGAGAAGCUCGCACAAGCGCUGCAGGCUGGUCGAGCAAGGCACUUCUUCCUAUCGUAUGUUAUCCUCCAAGGUCUUGGUAUCAUGCCUCUCCAGCUGCUCAAUUUGGGUGUUAUCGUACCCCGUUUCUUUUAUCGCAUGUUUCUCACGCGUACGCCUCGAGACUUUGCCGAGCUCAACGCGCCCCCUAUGAUCAACUAUGGGGUGGUCUACCCACAGGCUAUCCUCAUGUUCGUCAUCACAAUGUUGUACAGCGUUGUACAACCUUUGAUCGUCAUAUUCGGCGCCAUCUACUUUGGCGUGGCGUAUGUUGUCUACAAAUACAAACUGCUGUUUGUCUUUUACAAGCCCUAUGAAUCUCAAGGGCAAGCCUGGCCCAUCACUUUCAUCCGCCUCAUUUGGGGGGUCGUCAUUUUCCUACUCUUCAUGAUUGGCAUUUUCACGCUCAGAAAAUCGUACAUUCUUUCGUCACUCCUCGUGCCACUGCUCAUCGGCACGGUUGUCUGGUCGUGGUAUGUAGACAAGGAACUUAAGCCUCUGAGCAAGUUCGUCAGUUUGAGCUCGGUGUUUGAAGUUCAGCGAGGGGAGGAAACUGCGGAUGUGCUUAGACUGAGGGCUGGUCAUCCUGUUACUUGGUCGCAGAGUAACUUGAACAGGAGGAGGUAUGCUCAGAAUGAUGAUACACUCUAUGUUGCUCCUGAAGAUGAGCGGACGGAUUAUUCACAACCGCCCAUGGCUAACUGGUAUAGCGGUGUCCUCAAUACUGGAAAACGGCGAUACGGUCACCCUGCGCUGAAUGGCGUUCUGCCAGAGCCAUGGCUCCCUUUGAAGAAGGGACAAACUCUUAUCAAUAACGAUCGCGGCGCAAAUGCUCGGGCACAUAAAGAUCCAAACCAAGCUGUCGUCCUGACGUUGCGAAAACGCUACAGCGUCAGUGCGCGCCGAGCGUCACGCGUCCCAGCCGCUGGGGGUGAGACUAUCGCCUUGGGCGGUCCGAGCUCUACAAAUCAGCUUGAUCCUACGGUUGUGAGUAAUCCGUGGGAAGACGCUGCUGGCAAUACACGGCAGCGGUCGCAUACGCUGAGCCAUCGACUAAGCUACGACCAUGCGUCUGGGGUUAUCAUGCUGCCUGAUGAUGGCGGGGACUGGAUCGAGGCAGACGAUGAUGACAGCGAUGAGGUGGAUUAUGGAACGGAGAAUGGAGGUUUGGAGAGGAGUUUGACAGAGUCGAUGCUUAGUUCCCCGGGGGAGGAGGGGAACGGGGGUCAACAACUCCGACAACCUGCGUUGUCCUCUAGCCCUACGACUUCGACACCGAGUAGGCCGUCAAGGUAUGGAACAUAUUUCCAUCAUCCGGAGAGGCGGAGAUUGCAGAUUCCUGGCGCAUUUCCAAGGUCAUAAAUAGCACACUUGAUACCCCUUGAUUGUUAUAAUAAUAACUUUUAAUUAUGUAAUGAUCUUAGGACUUGGCCUUC
Laccaria bicolor S238N-H82 is the source of this 3146-nucleotide messenger RNA. RefSeq lists its product as uncharacterized. NCBI's taxonomy places the organism in Eukaryota, Fungi, Basidiomycota, Agaricomycetes, Agaricales, Hydnangiaceae. The transcript has 14 exons. Gene Ontology annotation, molecular function: calcium-activated cation channel activity. Bases 1 to 3072 code for a protein of 1023 amino acids. The record is from RefSeq and is a predicted model, not a curated record. Gene Ontology annotation, cellular component: plasma membrane.